Molecule: messenger RNA, 435 nt
Organism: Caenorhabditis angaria
Lineage: Eukaryota; Metazoa; Nematoda; Chromadorea; Rhabditida; Rhabditidae
Source: the annotation of a GenBank genome assembly
AUGUCAAAACUUUUUUCCCUCACCCUUCUCGCUAUUUUGUGCUACGUGGCAUUCACUCAUUUCACCGACAAAGACGCUCACAAACUUUACAAACUGCUAUCUAAAGCCCGCUCAACUCACGACCUCCGCCAAGUUCUUCGUGAGCCUUUGAUUUCUGUAGAUUGCUCUGGAAACAGCACAACGUUAAAUGGACCCGAAUUUGAAAACACUCUGAAUGCAAUAAUUCUUGGAAAACGUCCGGAACGUGGACUUAAAAUUGAGGAAUUCAAUUCGAUUGACAAUAAUGGAUUCGAAUUCAGAAUUGCGAAAAUAAUCGAAGAGGAGAGUGGGACCUUGACAUUUGAUAAGGCCACAUAUUUUGCGGCGAUGGAAAAUGAUACAUUGAAAAUUUGGAAGGGAAUUAUGAUUUGUGAUAAAUCCACGGGGCAAUUUUAA